Molecule: messenger RNA, 333 nt
Organism: Tripterygium wilfordii
Lineage: Eukaryota; Viridiplantae; Streptophyta; Magnoliopsida; Celastrales; Celastraceae
Product: S-protein homolog 29-like
Exons: 1
Coding region: 1-333 (110 amino acids)
Source: RefSeq, a predicted model, not a curated record
AUGGGUACUUCAACAAGAUCAUGUUCAGUGAUGAUCAUAGUUCUGUCAAUCAUGCUGUGCAUCAGCAUGUGUGAUGCAUUUCCAUGGUGGCCAUUUAACAGAACAAAAGUGUAUAUCUACAAUUACAUUGGGAAGAAUGCAAGCCUUCUGGUUCAUUGCAGAUCUGUAGACGAUGAUCUUGACGAGCACUGGCUUUCUCCAGAUCCAACGCAGGGUUGUAUGAUUAAGUUUUAUCCAAUGGCUUUUGGUAACACACUGUUCUUCUGUGGGUUUACAUGGCCUGGUCAGUUCAAAUGGUUCGAUAUCUACAAGACCAAGGCCAUAGGUCUUUGA